Messenger RNA from Halichondria panicea, 706 nucleotides. RefSeq lists its product as uncharacterized. The transcript has 4 exons. NCBI's taxonomy places the organism in Eukaryota, Metazoa, Porifera, Demospongiae, Suberitida, Halichondriidae. The coding region runs from base 117 to 569 and encodes 150 amino acids. The record is from RefSeq and is a predicted model, not a curated record.
GAAUAGGAAAGAAUGUUAAGUUUGUUUUACCACAAUAAUGUAGAUCUAUAGUUGUAAGGGGAGAAAUUGACAGAGCUAGAACAAUACCUUGUGUGUUUGAACAAAGUUAAGCUUCAAUGGCAAGACUCAGAACCAAACCUCCGGACGCACACAAUGGCAUCGACCAAUCAGUGAACGGGACAUACGGCAAAGGAUCAUCACAAGAGGAGCCUACUAGCAGAAACCAAACAGUAAAAGUUAAACAACGGUUGUCGGUUCUGACUGGAGAUGAUAUUCUAACAAUUUGUGAGAAGCUGAGAAGUGCCAGCAAAGAUUGGUUCAACUUGGGACUGGCUCUCGGGCUGAAGUUUUUCGAGUUGGAAAAUAUUCGAGAUCGAAGUACAGAUAAUGUGUGCCGCCUAACGAUGAUAGUAGCCAAGCGUCUUGAAAUCACUGAUCCACCCAUGACAUGGCCUUACAUAUGUGAAUGUCUAAGGAGGCCUACUGUUGAGCGUAACGAUGUAGCCGAGGAAAUUGAAGACAAGUAUGUGAGGACAGCAACUGCAGUUGCUCAUAGUGCCACCAACUGAUCAUGACAACCUGACAAGAUAUACUGGAAGGGGACGAAUGAAGAUCGCAAGUGAAGAAGCAUGCAAUCAAUAAUUACAAUGACUCUUAGCUGACUGUAUACAUUAUAAAGUAUGAUCAUGACAUUUAAGAACUGUAA